AUGUCGUACUGCUGCGUGCCAGGAUGCAGGUCCAACGCCAAGAAAAAAGUCAAGGGCAUUUCAUUUCACGAAAUACCGAGUGAAGAAAAGCUGCGAGCACGUUGGCUGGAAGUCAUACCCCGCCGGAACUGGUACCCAAACACCACCUGGGGAUACACGACUGUUUGCAGCCUCCACUUCCUACCUUUCGACUUCAAGGAAGGAUGUAAGACACGUCGCCUCAAGAGGGGAGCUGUCCCAAGCGCGUUUCAGGACACCUCCUGCGUUCAACCAGACCCCAAAAAGGCAAGGUACGCAGAAGAGGUGGAUGACAGCCCAAAGGUAUCACGCACGGUGGAGGCGGCUGCUACUGGUUCUGUUCUCACGCCCUUGGCGGGAGCGCUCCACCAUUCGCUGUCUCCGCCUUGUCUCUUUAACCCUGGUCAGCCUGCGCUCGGUGAUAGCAGUCCUAACCGAGAAUCAGGAAAUGAGCCUGAGGGACUUGGCGGCCGCUCUGAAGGAAUUAAUGGCCUAUCGACCACAGUUAAAGACCAAGCCACCCAAGCCGCUGUCCGUUUGCGAACAUCGGCAUCCCCACUUGAACAGCUUGAACGGCGAAGGUGGGCACGGAAGGAAAGAGACCUGAGAGCUCUGGUCCAGAAGCUCCAGCGAGCACUUGAUGCGUGUAAGACCGAGCUGAAAAGUUUAAAAGAAGACAAACAGUUCCUGGCCCGUGAUCUCGGUAAGGACGGCGAAGUUUCAUCAUCGCACAUCAAAAAGAUAUACAAGAUGCAACAGAACAGCGUCAGCUGUCCGGUUUCUCACGCGAAAGCACGUGUAUCCGACAAAUAUUGA
Molecule: messenger RNA, 834 nt
Organism: Ornithodoros turicata
Lineage: Eukaryota; Metazoa; Arthropoda; Arachnida; Ixodida; Argasidae
Product: THAP domain-containing protein 3-like
Exons: 2
Coding region: 1-834 (277 amino acids)
Molecular function (GO): sequence-specific DNA binding
Source: RefSeq, a predicted model, not a curated record